Messenger RNA from Liolophura sinensis, 1197 nucleotides. RefSeq names its product carboxypeptidase B-like. Bases 1 to 1197 code for a protein of 398 amino acids. The record is from RefSeq and is a predicted model, not a curated record. The transcript has 10 exons. Lineage: Eukaryota; Metazoa; Mollusca; Polyplacophora; Chitonida; Chitonidae. Gene Ontology annotation, molecular function: metallocarboxypeptidase activity; zinc ion binding. Gene Ontology annotation, biological process: proteolysis.
AUGUCGCCGGGUGCAGGAAUUAUAUCAGCUAUACUGAUUAUUGCCGCCUCACAAGCUUCUCAACAGCGAUACGACGGUCACGAAGUAUGGACGGCGACACCACACACACCUGCACAGCUGGAGUACCUGGUUUAUCUUCAAACACAUGCUCAUCUGUACCAGUUAGAUUUUUGGCAAGAAGCUUAUACUGUGGGCACCACUGCGAUGUUCCGGGUACCGCCGAGUCGACGGUCCGAGACGCUAAAUCAGCUGGGACUGCGGGGAAUGCGGCCAACUGUCACUAUCCCCAAUAUACAACAGGCAAUAGACAUAAAUUACUGGAUGCAGGAUAUGGCCGCUAGGUUUCCCAAACGAGCUUCCCUUUUCAAUAUUUCCACGUCUUACGAAGGUCGAAAAAUCGUGGCGAUGAAGAUCACCGGCUCCCGGAGUGGAGCUGCUAAACCUGGGUUCUUCCUGACUGGGGGAAUGCACGCUCGGGAGUGGAUAUCUUCGGCUACUGUUGUCUAUAUGGCUGGGCAGCUUAUUGAGCAGUACGGUGUCAAUCCGGAUAUUACCGCUGUGGUUGAUGCCAUGGACUGGUAUGUACUUCCGGUUUUGAACGCCGAUGGUUACAUCUAUUCCUGGACAUCGGAUCGACUCUGGAGGAAGACCAGAUCCCGACACUCGGGUUCAGAGAAAUGUGUUGGGGUAGAUGCUAACAGGAACUGGGAUUGGAAAUGGUGCCAAAGAGGUGCGUCUCAUAACCCUUGCUCCGACACGUAUUGUGGUCCGGGUGUCUUAUCGGAACCGGAAGUGAGGGGUGUGGCAAACUUCAUACAAGCUGUACCCGGGCGGUUCCAGGCCUACGUCGAUGUGCAUGCCUUCUCACAGCUUUGGUUAACGCCCUGGUCCUAUUCUAUAAAGCAACCUAGUAAUUAUAACCAGCAGGACGAGUGCUCGUUGGCUGCAGUGAAGGCUCUGACUGCUGUCUAUGGCACCCAGUAUCGACGUGGCUCCGCCGCCAGUACGCUCUACGCUGUGACGGGUGGAUCCAUGGACUGGGCACACGGAGUUAGUAAAAUACCAUAUGCAGCUACUCUGGAGCUACGGGAUUCGGGAAAGCAUGGGUUCCUCCUGCCGGCGAACCAGAUUAUUCCAUCAGGGGAGGAAACUCUUCAGGGAGUAUUGGCAAUGGCAAAAUGCGUUGUAAAGAUUUAG